This is a messenger RNA of Trichomonas vaginalis G3, 447 nucleotides long. RefSeq lists its product as uncharacterized. The transcript has a single exon. The annotation marks the transcript as partial. Lineage: Eukaryota; Parabasalia; Trichomonadida; Trichomonadidae. The record is from RefSeq and is a predicted model, not a curated record.
AUGGAUAGAAAAUCUGCUAGAAUAAAAGCAGAGUUGCAAAGAUAUGGUUGGAGAGUUUCGAAGAAGUUUAAAUAUAGGAAGGGAAGACCCAUAAAAGUCUAUGACAAACUGGCUGGUCUUCGCUACGAAAUGGAUUUGGAAACAGCACGUGCCAAUUAUCCAAACAGACUAGAGAGGUUAGAAGAAGAACGUCUUAUGGACAUGCCUUUCGAUGUUAGUGAACCUCAAGUUGAAGGACACGACGGCUUUGCCAGAUUCUACUGGAAACAUGACGAACAAUUGCAUCCUUUGAGAAGGAAAAAAGGUAGUGCAGAGGAUGGUCAUGCUCCCAUGGAAAGAACAAGAUAUGCAUAUGAGAAGUAUCGUGAAGUUAGAAGUCAAAUUACUUCUGGUCGAACCUUUACAGUAAACUUUGACGAAGGAAAGAACAAAGAAGGCUUCAUGGGA